AUCGGCAUCCAAGAGCAAGAAUCAACUUGAAGAGCUGGAAGCGGUUGCAAGCAAAGCAGAAGUUUAUUAGAAAGGACGGAUCCAGUUGAGCAUACUGUGAAGGGAGAGACGAAACAUACAUCUAUGAUGGCGUUGCGAGCGAAGUUGCUGAGUUUCAUGUUCUUAUCGGCGAUAUGUUUACCUUCGGUGCUCGGAGGUCGUUCCUUCCUUCAAUCGCUGCCGCCUCUGCCAUCUCUUCCAUCGCUGCCUCCUCUCCCAACUCUUUCCGUUCAUCUUCCUUCGUUGCCUCCUCUUCCAACUCAUCUCCCGACGCUGCCGCCUCUGCCCACUCUUCCUCCUGCUCAUCUUCCAAGCCUGCCACCUCUGCCCACUCUUCCUCCUACUCAUCUUCCAACGCUGCCACCUCUCCCAGCCCAUCUUCCGAGCCUUCCUCCUCUCUCCACUGUUCUUUCUCAUCUCCCAAAGCCUCCUCCGUUCCCCCAUGUUCCUUCCCAUGGCUCAGCGCCAUCUCCUUCUCAUUCGAUUUCCCCCUCUGCUCCUGACUCUAAAGCACCGUCUCCAGCUCAUUGAUCUUAGUCUGAGUCGAAAUUUCGAACAGAUCGACUCUUGGCACGUUCAGACAACAGUGGGACACAUCUGUCAUCUUCGAGCAGCUGUUAAUGGGUGAUAAUCCCUGUCUUCUAGUUUUACGGCAACAAUUUCUACUUCAUAGCCUUUGGAGCCAUCUUUGUCCGUCUUGUUUCUCGUGGACUGCUCGCUUCGAACAAAAAAGUGCCAGCCGUCUCCAACACCUGCCGUUUCUAUGGAGGGACUCUAGGACGACAAUAAUUUGGGGAUUUGUUUCAUGUGCCGAUGUAUCCCACUGCAAUAUGUGUCCUACACAAUUUACUGCUCUUUCAAGGCACCCAGCAUGCAAUGUAUUCGAAGCACGCUGUACAUUGCCGACACUCGUGUAGCAGGAUGUAGAUCGGCGCCUACUCUACCUUUCGGGACUUGGUCAGAGGCAAACCUCAGUUCUUUUCAGACGAAGAAUGCAACACCAUGUGCCCGCAAAUUUGUGAAAUAAUAAGUGAAAAUGAAAUAAUAUGUCUCCUGAAGAAAAUUUUAAACUGUCCGGUACCAUUUUUUCUCCAGCAAUAAAGGCCACAAUCUUCUUUGGA
Marchantia polymorpha subsp. ruderalis is the source of this 1160-nucleotide messenger RNA. The record is from the annotation of a GenBank genome assembly. NCBI's taxonomy places the organism in Eukaryota, Viridiplantae, Streptophyta, Marchantiopsida, Marchantiales, Marchantiaceae.